Molecule: messenger RNA, 640 nt
Organism: Sinocyclocheilus rhinocerous
Lineage: Eukaryota; Metazoa; Chordata; Actinopteri; Cypriniformes; Cyprinidae
Product: carcinoembryonic antigen-related cell adhesion molecule 20-like
Exons: 3
Source: RefSeq, a predicted model, not a curated record
AAAGAAUAACUAAUGACAGGCUUAUUGGUCCAGAAGAAUCAUUAAUAGAGGGAGAAUCAUCUGCUAACAUCAGCUCUGAGGGAACUGGCAGCAUCACCUCUGUGCAGUGGAUGAAAGAUAACAGUCCUCUGUCUCCUAGCAACAGCAUCAUCUUCUCAUCUGAUAACAGAUCAGUGUCCAUCAGUCCAGUGCAGAGAUCAGACAGUGGAGAAUAUCAAUGUACAUAUAGAAACCCUAUCAGCUCUGAGACGGCCAAACUCAGCCUGAUCAUCAACUAUGGACCAGAAGAUGUUUCUAUUAAGGGUGAGGAUGUGGUGGAUUUAGGGGUUCGCGUGUCGCUCUCUUGCUCUGCAAAUUCUGAACCUGCUGCCUCGUUCAGCUGGAAGAUUAAUGGAACAGACACCAAUGUGACCACAGACACAUUCAUCAUAGAUGAGACUGACUUCACACACAGUGGAGAUUACAUCUGUACAGCCUGGAAUAAUGUCACAAAGAGAAGCGCCUCACAAAAACAUGCUUUACUAGUUAAAGUAGGAGGAGGGCUGUCAUCAGGGGCUAUAGCUGGGAUUGUCAUUGGGGUUUUAAUGGCAGUUUCAGGCAUUUGUGGCCUGAUUGUCUAUUUAACAAAAUCUAAGAAAAU